This is a messenger RNA of Pimephales promelas (fathead minnow), 1027 nucleotides long. RefSeq names its product zinc finger, CCHC domain containing 10 (gene zcchc10). Gene Ontology annotation, molecular function: nucleic acid binding; zinc ion binding. NCBI's taxonomy places the organism in Eukaryota, Metazoa, Chordata, Actinopteri, Cypriniformes, Leuciscidae. The record is from RefSeq and is a predicted model, not a curated record.
GCUCGCGCACACGAUCGCAUCCAAAAUGGCGACUCCCAUGCAUAGAUUGAUCGCUCGACGGCAAGCGGAGGCAAACAAACAACAUGUUCGCUGUCAGAAAUGUCUAGAACAUGGACACUGGUCCUUUGAAUGCACUGGGAAAAGAAAGUAUCUAUAUAGACCUUCCAGGACAGCUGAGUUAAAAAAGAAGCUGAAAGACAAGGAGAACAACCCUUCAGAUAAUUUGGGACCUGGAAGUACAGCACGCAGUGAGAAAAAACCCAAGAAAAAAAGGUCCUCUUCCAGCUCGGGCAGCAGUGAUUCGUCAAGCUCCUCCGGUGACUCUUCCUCAGACAGCAGCGAUUCCUCCAGCUCCUCAUCCUCGUCUGAAGACAGCAGCAGUGACAGUGAGGACAGCUCCAGCCCUUCCUCAUCCUCGUCCUCCUCCUCCUCGUCUUCCUCCAGCUCUGACUCCGAUUCCUCGAGCAGUUCGGAUCAAGGCCCUCCGAAAAAGAGAAAAAAGAAGAAAUGAUUUGAUUGUCGUACAUUGACUGUUCUGGUGGUGAACAUGUGAUGAUGUUUGUAAAGAAACUGAGAUAUAUAUUGUUAUCCUGUUUUGUAAAAUGUAAAAAUCCACUAUCACAUUCUCUUUUUUACCUCGAGACAAAUGCAACUUUGUUUUUCCGUCUUGUAGCAGUGGUAUCUCAAACCUAUAAAUUAAAAUGCGGUAAUGAUCUACUCAUUCACACUGAAGCCAGUUGUGGUUUUUUUAACAUAAAUGUUCUGUUUUUGCUACUUUUUAGUUUGGUUUUGAACUUUUUCAAGAAGGAAUGAUGCUAUAAAAAAACAGGCUGGGGUGUUUUAACACGGUCUUCAUUUUAAGAUGAAAUAAACUCAUUUGUUACAUGAAGAAAUGUUUCUUUUGUUAGUAAUCUUGUUAAUAUUGCAUUUAAGCCACAAGUAAUCUUUCUCAUCGGAAUAUGAGGCAAAAUGUUUGAUUCGCAGCCAUGUAUUUGUACAGAUUGCUUCAUAAAAUAUUUAUAAAGCA